This is a messenger RNA of Colletotrichum tamarilloi, 1326 nucleotides long. RefSeq lists its product as uncharacterized. The coding region runs from base 1 to 1326 and encodes 441 amino acids. NCBI's taxonomy places the organism in Eukaryota, Fungi, Ascomycota, Sordariomycetes, Glomerellales, Glomerellaceae. The record is from RefSeq and is a predicted model, not a curated record. The transcript is spliced from 4 exons.
AUGAUGGAAAACUCGAUACGUCCAACAGCAGAACUUCCACGCCUUUCGCGAGACACGUUACACGCCAAGGAAAUCCCGGAAUACCAUGCUCCUAACUACCGUGCAGGUCGUCUCCUGACCAACGCACCUCAUCUGGCCUCCGAGGACUUCGAACGCUCGGUCGACUCUGGCAAUGAUACGACAAGAUUUCUGCCCCUUACCACAGUUUUCGACUUGGAAGCUUCUGUUAAGUUUGCUCAUUACGAGCUGCAAUUUUCCCAAGGGGGCUUUUACCCCAUGGCCAUGGAUCAGCAUGACUUUCCUCAAGAUAUCAAGACGUGCAGACAGCCUGGAAUUACGCGCCAUUCUCUAGCCGUCCAGGGUCGAAGUUCUGAAAUUGUUUCCGGAAAGACCGGUCGGAAGAUCGUCUCCAUCUCUUUCGUUGGAUUUCCCAGAGAGAAUUCAGCCGGCGGAGACCUGGUCACUCACCGGGGACAGGGUACCUCUUCAUCGAUACCCAUUGGAAAGCGAAGGCUUCAUAUUGCCAGACCUGACAAAGUCUAUCGGGACAUAAGCCCCAUCUCCUCUCAAGUUGCAGACAAGACUGACUUCCAAGGAAGGGCUCUGAGCACGUGCGGUCGACAGUUCGAGACGCAAACUGAGGAAAGGUGUCACACAAGGCAACAGGACUGCAACAAGCGAGCCAACCAGCCGCCCGACGGAAUCACCCACGACCAGCAGAAGGAGCUCAAGGAGAGGGUAGACCGCAAGCUCGCCGUGAAGGAGCAGUGGUUCGCCGUCUGGGCCAUUGUUUUCCCCGAUAUGCCGCCACCAGAGUCACCCUAUGUCUACAGCCCUACCCGUGAGGUAGCAACGAAUAUGCGAAACUACUGGCAAGAAAGCGCGGCGGAGAUGCUGGUCGCCCACGCUGACCGCAUGCCGGGUAUUGACAGGGAACGGGUCAUUGGCGGUUUGAAUACGUUUAUGGAAACCUUCUUCAAUCGAUUCAUCGAGGAGCACACCUCGGUUGCCGAGGGAGAACAAGUUUCGGAUUCAUCCUCAGAUGGUAGUCCAGGGACAGCAUUUUUCUCAGAGAGGACGCCGGCUAUAUCAUCACCAAGCAGUAGCCAAAGGACUUUAAUCGAAUCCUUCCGCGACUUGCUUUCUGUCAUGAGUGGUGCCGCCAGCGACAAUGUCAUGAUAGACGACGGUUCGCUUAUCGCCAACUAUGCAAUGACCAUGGGAGAAACGGACGGGCACUGGGAAUUUCCGUCGAGUGAUGAUGCUUAUGGUUGGGGUCAGCUCCCCACGGCUGGUCCGUUCUUCCAAGAUGAUCCUCUUACUUGA